Molecule: messenger RNA, 473 nt
Organism: Thamnophis sirtalis
Lineage: Eukaryota; Metazoa; Chordata; Lepidosauria; Squamata; Natricidae
Source: RefSeq, a predicted model, not a curated record
CGUGAACAAAACCAGAGUCGGCUAGUGAUGGCGGAACGAGGAGGAGGAGGAGGUGGUAGCGGCGGCCUCGGCCCUGGCGGCGGCGGCGGCGGCGAAGGAGAUGCUGGUGCAGCGGAACGGUACAACAAUGAAAUCAGAAUGGCUCAACAACAAGCACUGAGAUUUCGUGGUCCGGCUCCUCCCCCAAACACUGUUAUGAGAGGCCCACCUCCUCUUAUGCGUCCUCCACCACCUUUUGGUAUGAUGAGAGGCCCACCUCCACCACCUCGACCUCCUUUUGGACGUCCUCCAUUUGAUCCAAAUAUGCCUCCGAUGCCACCACCUGGAGGAAUUCCUCCUCCUAUGGGACCUCCACAUUUACAGGUAAAAGGUUUAUGGGUUUUAUUGCUCAAUUCUUUGUAAUUAUUCUGUCUGCUGAAAAAUCAUUGUAAUAUGUUUUGAACUGCAGACUUUGUUCUUACUGAGUUCCAAUU